Messenger RNA from Verticillium dahliae VdLs.17, 1507 nucleotides. RefSeq lists its product as uncharacterized. The transcript has 4 exons. The record is from RefSeq and is a predicted model, not a curated record. Bases 433 to 1350 code for a protein of 305 amino acids. NCBI's taxonomy places the organism in Eukaryota, Fungi, Ascomycota, Sordariomycetes, Glomerellales, Plectosphaerellaceae.
AAGUCUUCCUCUGCCAACCUCCUCGUCUGCCUCGCUGCUCCCAAGUAACUCCUUCGCUAAGGUUACUUAAGGACCCUCGUUCGAUCGGUGCUAUCCCACAGAACCCCCUCGUUCACAAGACAGAAACCUCACUCGCUCUCCUCCCAACGCUCAAGAUGAAGUUCUCCCUCGCCGUCUUGGCCCUGGCUGGUGUUGUCGCCGCCGGCGACUAUCCCGCUCCUGACCCCCCGGUCUAUGAGCCUCCCAAGGACCACUAUCCUGCUCCUUCUGCCCCUCCCGUCUACGAGCCUCCUGCCGAGUCUCACUCCGUCUACGAGCCUCCCAAGGAGUCGUACCCUCCCGUCGAGCCUCCUAAGGAGUCGUACCCUCCCGUCGAGCCUCCCAAGGAGUCCCACCCCGUCUAUGAGCCUCCCAAGGAGUCCCACCCCGUCUAUGAGCCUCCCAAGGAGAUCCCACCCUGUCUAUGAGCCUCCCAAGGAGUCCCACCCCGUCUACGAGCCUCCCAAGGAGUCCCACCCCCCUCCUCCCCCUCACGAGUACCCUCCCCCCGAGCAUGUCACGGUCACUACCGAAUACGAGAUCACUAUCACCUCGCUCUGCACCACGACCGAGACCAUCACCGAGCACGGCACAACCUACUACAACACGUACACGACUACUGACACGGUCGUGACCAAGGUCUACACGACCCUGUAUGAGACCGUCAAGAAGCCUGAUGUGACCCAUGUUGAGAAGGCCACCGACUACAUCACCAAGACCAUUGAGAAGCCUGUCACCGAGACCAAGUACAUUGACGGGCACACCACUGUCAUCACCCACAUCGAGACUCAGGUCGUCACCGAGCACGUGCCUGUCACCAAGGUCCACGAAGUUCCCGGCCCUGAUGUCACCUCCAUCGACAAAGAGGUCGAGUACCAGACCAAGACGAUUGAGGUCCCCGUCUACCAGACCUCUGUCAUUGACGGCCAGACAGUUGUCCAGACUCACUACAAGACGGAAGUCAUCACGACGCACGUCCCCGUCACACACAUCAAGACGGUCCAGAAGCCUGAUGUCACCAAGACUGCCGAGGCGGUCAUCUACACAACUAUCCAGGGCGAGCAGGCCGUGACCGUCACUCACUACGAGGAGGGUGAGACGAUUCACAUUCAGCCCACCGAGGUUGUCUACCCUGAGCCCAGCACCUUCACCGAGAUCGUCGUCCCUCCCCCUGAGACCGUUUCUGAGCCCGCCGUCACCGUCCCCGCCACUACGGCGCCCGAGACCGUCCCCACGGCCGCUGCUCAAGCCAACCAGGCUCCCGUCGUUGCCAUGGUGGCCGGUAUCGCCGGUGCCAUUGCUCUCCUUUAGAGCUCUCUCCCUUUUCGUUUUCUUCUUCAAUGUCCUUAUUUUCACUUCUCUAUCCACUCGUGGAUUUCGUCCCUUCAUAGACGAUAAUUGUAAUUCUGGUGUUGGGGAAGCAAGUCCUUGUCACGAUACGUCGGACCUCUUUUGUUUUUACGACCAA